AUGGGGUACGCGUCGAACGGUGCGGGGCGGGCGGCGCAUGAGGCCCUGCUGGCUCGCCAGGAUGCUGAGCUGAGGCUCAUGGAAACCAUGAAGAGAAGCCUCCAGGCUAAGAUGAAAAGCGACAGAGAAUAUGCUCUGGCGCUAUCCGCUGCGGCUGCGCAAGGACAAAAGAUGGACAAAUGCGAAGAACUGAACGGUUCAGUGAUUGCCUCUGCUUGGCGCACCAUGACCGAAGAAUGGGAGAACACUAGCCGUCUGAUCAAGGCCAAUGUUGAAGCCCUCGAUUCCAAGGCGUUGGACCGUCUCAAUUCAUUGAUGAUAGAAAGACGGAAGGCCCGCAAGGUCUAUCAUGAGGAUCAUUCAAAAAUAUCAUCGCAGUUUACACAACUCUCAGAGGAAGUACAAAGGAAACAAAGUGAAUAUCAAAAAUGUUUGGAGUCAUACAAACAAAUGAGGGCUAAAUUCGAAGAAAAUUAUCUAAAGUGUCCAACGAGCCGUGGUGGUCGUAAAUUGGAUGAAACCCGUGACAAAUAUGGUAAGGCGUGUCGCAGGCUGCAUAGAGCACACAACGAGUAUGUGUUACUGUUGGCAGAGGCUACUGAAUGUGAGCGAGCUCUGAGAACAUCAUCACUACCAGCUCUUUUAGACCAGCAGAGACGACUGGGAGAAGCUACGGCGUCUUCAUGGAAAGGUAUUCUGCUGGAGGUAGUUCAAAGGGCUGACUUCACGUCAGAAAAGUUUAAAGAGAUCCAGAACAAGGUGGAGUCAGUUGUACAGAACCUGAGGCCGCACGAGGAAUACAAGGAGUUCAUAGAAAAGUACAAAUCACCACCACAGAUGCCAAUAACUUUCAAUUUCGAUGAAAGUCUAGUAGAAGACACCAGCGGUAAGCUGCAACCGAACCAGCUAACGGUAGACAAUCUUACUGUGGAAUGGCUGAAGGAAAAAUUAACAGAACUCGAGAAUAUACUACAAGAAAACAGAGAGAAACAGACCACGCUUCAAGGACCUGAGAUUAUUGGCAAUGGAGUCUGUAAAAAUAAUAACACAGGAAUCAAUGGGGUUAAUGGCAUCGAUAGAUAUUCCCCUCCACCGACGGAGCCAAUGAAGCUUCUGGAACUUCGUGUUUCUGAACGGAAGUGCGCGAAGCAAGCGGAAAUGAUACGAGCGGCGUUGGCUGAGCUUGGCUGUGAAGAAGCUCCUAGUGGUUGUCCCGACCUAUCCGCGGAUACUGUAGGCGUGGACUGUUUAGAGCCUGAUGUACCGGACCGUUCGUCCCUCGGCUCGAAAGCGUCGAUGGACACGUUAAAGUUGCAUCUCCACUCUAUAGUCCCACCAAAACCGUUCUUUCGUCUAUUCACGCGUCCCUUCCGACGCAAGUCCGCCCCCUCCAGCCCCGCGCUACCUCCAAAGACGUUCCGCAGUAGCAGCGAGGGCCCUUCAGACUCGGUGAGUGUGAGUGAGACAGAACGAUCCCUGGUUGACCAGGAGUGGUUUCAUGGAGUACUGCCUCGGGAGGAGGUGGUCCGUCUGUUGAGGGCAGAUGGAGAUUAUUUAGUACGAGAAACGACGAGGAACCACGCGCGACAACUAGUGUUGUCAGUAUGCUGGGGACAACACAAACACUUCAUAGUACAGACCACGCCGGAGGGUCACUAUCGUUUCGAGGGCGCUGCGUUUCCAUCGGUUGCCGAGCUGGUCGCGUGGCAGAGAGCGUCAGGCGUGCCUGUGACGGCUCGGUCAGGGGCUUUACUGAGACGAGCCGUACCUAGAGAGACUUGGGAGUUAAAUAACGAUCACGUGCAACUGUUGGAUAAGAUAGGACGGGGUAACUUUGGCGACGUGUACAAAGCUCGCCUGAAAACCACAGGCCAGGAGGUGGCCGUGAAGACGUGUCGGGUAGCUCUGCCAGAAGAACAGAAGCGGACCUUCCUACAGGAGGGUAGAAUACUAAAACAAUACCAACACCCUAAUAUAGUGAGACUCAUCGGUAUAGCUGUUCAGAAACAACCCAUUAUGAUUGUUAUGGAACUCGUGUCAGGCGGAUCACUCUUGACGUUUCUUCGUACUCGAGCGUCAAACCUGAGCUUCAGAUCGCUUCUAGCCAUGUGUAGAGACGCGGCCGCUGGUAUGAGGUACCUGGAGUCCAAGAACUGCAUCCACAGAGACUUAGCAGCGAGGAACUGUUUAGUGGGAGACGAUAAUAUAGUGAAGAUAUCUGACUUCGGCAUGUCGAGAGAGGAAGAAGAGUAUAUUGUGUCCGGGGGAAUGAAACAAAUACCUAUCAAGUGGACUGCGCCAGAAGCGCUUAAUUUUGGUAAAUAUACAUCACUUUGUGACGUGUGGAGCUACGGUGUCCUCAUGUGGGAGAUCUUCUCGAAGGGAGACACGCCUUACGCUGGGAUGAGCAAUUCACGGGCGAGAGAGAAAAUUGAUAAUGGUUACCGCAUGCCGGCACCAGAAGGUUGUUCCGAAGAUGUCUACGCACUGAUGCUGCGUUGUUGGGAAUACGAACCGGAGAAAAGACCGCACUUCCAUCAGAUAUACACGCUCAUAGAUAACAUUUAUAACAGAUGA
Molecule: messenger RNA, 2577 nt
Organism: Danaus chrysippus (African queen)
Lineage: Eukaryota; Metazoa; Arthropoda; Insecta; Lepidoptera; Nymphalidae
Source: the annotation of a GenBank genome assembly